This is a messenger RNA of Dipodomys ordii (Ord's kangaroo rat), 2446 nucleotides long. RefSeq names its product sorbin and SH3 domain containing 3 (gene Sorbs3). Lineage: Eukaryota; Metazoa; Chordata; Mammalia; Rodentia; Heteromyidae. The record is from RefSeq and is a predicted model, not a curated record. Gene Ontology annotation, molecular function: protein binding. The transcript is spliced from 22 exons. Bases 166 to 2229 code for a protein of 687 amino acids.
GGCCGCCACAGCUCGCCCUUCUCCCGGCCACCCCGCCCCGCCGCAGCCGGGCAGGGAUGCCCCUGCCCUUCCCGGCGGCCUCGGGCCCCUCCACCUGCUCGCCGGGGAAGAGGACAGGCCAAGGAGAAGCUGACACACCCGGAGCCCUCCAACUUUGACCCCAACAUGCAAGGCCCGUCUAGCAGCCUGCCAGCUGAGCUCAGCCUGGACGACUUCAUCCCCAGCCACUUCCGGGCCUAUGCAGGGCCAACCUUGCGGGGGUCACGGGUGCCUGUGAUCCGGAAUGGUGGCUCCAACACCCUUAAUUUCCAGUUCCACGACCCUGCGCCCAGGACUGUGUGCAAUGGCUACACCACCUCACCAAGGAGAGAUGCUUCACGGCACCCAGACCCUGCAUGGUAUCAGACCUGGCCAGGCCCUGGGAGCCGGCCCUCUUCAAGCCCAAAGACCCCUGCCUCUCAGCAUGCCCAGAGCUGGUCAGCCACAUGGACCAGGGACAACAAACAUCGGGACAAGCGCUGGGUCAAGUACGAAGGAAUUGGGCCUGUGGAUGAGAGCGGCAUGCCCAUUGCCCCCCGAUCUAGUGUUGGCAGCCCCAGAGACUGGUAUCGGCGAAUGUUCCAGCAGAUUCACCGGAAAAUGCCAGACCUGCAGCUGGACUGGACCUUGGAAGAUCCACUCAAAGGGAUUUCCUCCUGUGCCUCCUCUGCAGAGCCCAGGUAUCCGGGGGCCCAGCAAAGACCUGCCUCCAGGACUGGCCACCAGCCAGUGACUCCUAGCCGAAGCUGGGAACACCCUGAAGAGACACCUAGAAGCACCUUAAACUAUAACCCUGGAGCAGCCUCGGGGCUCCAGCCUACAAACCAGGUGUCCAAACGCCGAGAGAAGGUGGAGAAUGUUUGGACAGAAGAUUCCUGGAACCAAUUUAUGCAAGAAAUAGAGACUGGGCAGAAGCCCAAGAAACCACUGGUGGAUGACCCUGUGGAGAAGAGCUCCCAGCCCAUCGAGAUUCUGCUGGAGCGAGAGCUGGCCAAGCUGAGCGCGGAGCUGGACAAGGACCUGCGGGCCAUCGAGAGCCGGCAGCCGUCUCCCAAAGCAGCCAUCUCGGGGAGCACCCCCUCCGCAUCCCCCAACAUAGCUUCUUCCUCCAUGACGCUCCUCAAGAGCUCGCCGGCUCCCCGACGGACCCCGGAGCAGCGGCUCCCGGCCAGCCCCGCCACCGCCUGGAGGUCCAGCUCCCCGCAUGCGCCUUACCUGGGUCCCUCCCGACCCCUGAGCCCCCACAGGAUGGCAGAUGGAGGAGGAAGCCCCUUCCUGGGUCGUAGAGAUUUCGCCUACCCUUCUUCAGCCCGAGAGUCUAGUGCCCGGGAAAGAGGGAGCAGCCCAGUCAGGAAGGAAGAGAAGAGGAAGGCCGCGCGGCUCAAGUUCGACUUCCAAGCACAGUCCCCCAAGGAGCUUACUCUGCAGAAGGGUGACAUUGUGUACAUCCAUAAGGAGGUGGACAAGAACUGGCUGGAGGGAGAGCACUAUGGCCGGAUGGGCAUCUUCCCCGCCAAUUAUGUGGAGGUGUUGCCUGCGGAUGAGACCCCCAAGCCCAUCAAGCCCCCCACCUACCAGGUGGUGGAGUACGGAGACGCCGUGGCCCAGUACAACUUCAAGGGAGACCUGGAGGUGGAGCUGUCUUUCCGCAAGGGGGAGCGCAUCUGUCUGAUCCGCAAGGUGAACGAGAACUGGUACGAGGGGCGCAUCACGGGCACCGGCCGCCAGGGCAUCUUCCCCGCCAGCUACGUGCAGGUGAACCGCGAGCCCCGGCUCCGCUUCUGCGAGGACGGCGGCCCCCAGCUCCCCGGGUCUCCCCGCCUGACCCCCGCAGACCCCACCGACUGGGGGGGCCGGACCUCCCCCCGCCGCAGCGGCUUCGCCUACCCUGCGGCGGAGCCCAGACCCCAGACACAGAGUGUUGGCCCUUCUGGGGCAGCCCAGUCCCGCCCUCGAAGCCCCAGCCGGCCUCUAGAUCUGGGGGUCUCCUCUUCCAGCACCUCGCAGAUACACUGGACCCCGUACCGGGCCAUGUACCAGUACAGGCCCCAGAAUGAGGACGAGCUGGAGCUGCGUGAGGGGGACCGGGUAGACGUCAUGCAACAGUGUGACGAUGGCUGGUUUGUGGGUGUCUCCCGAAGAACCCAGAAAUUUGGGACAUUCCCUGGAAAUUAUGUAGCCCCAGUGUGAGUGAUCCAUCUUCAGGGCACCUUGGAGCCAGCAUGGUUGGGGUGGGGAACAGUAGCACUUGUAAGAGGGAGCGAGGCUCCCCCACAUCCUCCUUCCCAGGACCUACAUUCCCAGCAUCUGCAGAGCCCCCAGCAGCCUUUUCUUGGAGCCCCCUCGAAGCCUCCCAGACUGAUUCCCACCACAACUCACAGGCAUUCCUCUGACAGCCUCUUUAUCC